AUGUCCUCUGUACGAUCCGAAAUCGUCAAAGGAUUCGUAACAAGGGUCGGAACCGAAAUCGUGAAAGGCGAUAUUCAACUACGCCUUGGCUCCCUUGCUCCUGCGCGUGGCUCCCCAACAACUCGCUUAUGUUUGUCGAACUCGCCCAGUGCGCCAGAGCUUGUGCUGCAUCAGUUGGUUUCCGUGAGGAAUUUGGUCAACCAGAGUCUCGAUGUGGUGGACGUCAGCACUUGGACUGGCGACCCACUCAAUGCAAGUUUCAUAUAUGGGCAGCUGCGUCUAUUAUAUGAAACUCUGUCCGAGGCUCGGCAGAUGUUGAAGGGCGAGAGUGAUCAGGUCAGGGGCAAGUGGUGGGAGACAAGUGCGCUUGAGGAUAUGUUUGACCCACCGUUGCCGCUAAACCUUUCGUUCCAUCUCUCCAUCGCCGAUUCAGCCCUCGUUUUAUAUCUAAGGACGCUCGAGUCCAGCACACCCACACAUACUCCAACGGCUUUUGCCACCGACAUUUCUCUGACUGGGUUCAAUCUGCGAGACCGUUUGUUUGGAACUCGACACCGUGGACAUGAUGAGGCCGGAGAUGUUUUCACAUGGAAGGGAGACGAGGUCAAAGUAAGGGAAAAGAUUCGCGUGGAAAGUCAGGACCCGAGCCUGAUGGCAGUCAUGGCGAAGUUGACUGCUCUGCAACACGAAGUGAUGAAAUGGAUCUCUGCGCUGAAAGUGCUUAUGGGCAAUGAAGAUACCGAUAGCGAGGAAUACGAGUUUCCCCUUAAUUCACCGGUCGGAUUCCCCCGAAAAACUGCUACUGGUUAUCCAAUCGGACUGAAAGAUGGUCGGCGAUAUGCGUCUACGGUGCCCCCUGCAGAUGGCAACGUCAAUACGGAUCGGAAGGACGCUGUCUACGAUGUGAUUGAUAGGAUUGAACAGAAUGAGAUGGAAAUGGCCGAGCUUAUGGAUGAGCUGAGCCUAUUGGAUGACUAUUGGGAAGCUCUCAACCUUGAUGGUCCAGAGCUUGAUCAUGCGUUUAGCGAGACGAUCGGCCAUCGGGACCAGGAGACUUUAGAAGCGCGCGUGCAGGAGGCGAGGCAAAUGUUCGGGGACACUCUGCCUGAUGGAUAUCUGAACAAUACCGAGUUGCAGUUGUAUACCCAGUUGUAUGGCGAGCCAAUCAUUCGGCAGGAGGAGUUGGAGCUUGAAGCGGAGGAAGAUGAGAAGGACCCCGAUGUUUUAUUAUACCGUGAGGAUGGCCAGGGAGGGUGGGAAGCAGUCGAUGUAGAGCAGGCUGACUUAGAGGAUGAACCACCUGUGGUCUAUGAUAUGGAGGCUGGCCCGGCUGAGGAUGAAUCUAUCGCCAUGCAACGGACAAGGGAAGUGGCAGAACAGCUCGGCGGAGAAAUCAUGCUGGAGCAGUUCGAAGAAGAAGCAAACCCGGAUGACACACCUCGACUACAUCCUCUCACUGUGGAGGGGAAGUUCUCUACUGAUCCCAGCACUGUUUUCUUGCCUAAGGAUACAGUAACUAGUCCCAUUUCCAUCAUUUUAUCCGACUACGCCAAUAAACAUAUCGCAGAUGUUACCCAUCGCACCUUUGGCGGCCCGCGUCUGCCUUAUUCUACUACCACUCCUCCACCACGCGCACAGAUGCCUCAGCUUCCUAUUCCACUAGAAGCUUCCCAGCGGCACAUGACGGAAAUGGAGGCGAAUGCAUAUAUUGCGGCUCUGUACCCCGGAAUGUAUACCUCUAUACUAAGUACUCUGGUCGAGGUCCGAAAGCGGUUGGGCACAGAGUGGCUGCGUGGGCUCAUCUCGAAAGAAGAUGGCCCGCAUAUCCUUGAUGCUAGUGGUGGCGGUGCAGGCGUCCUUGCCUGGCGAGAUGUCAUUCGCGCAGAGUGGGAGACUAUGGUCCCAGACCACCCGAAGAAAAGUCCUUAUCCUGUGGGUAGAUCGACUGUCGUCACUGGUUCGGAUGCCCUUCGAAUGCGCGCAAGUUUAAUGUUGGAGAAUACUUCAUUCCUACCACGCCUGCCGGACUACGUUCACAUCCGCGAGAAACCAACUCUAGAUGAUGAGAGAGCUCCUCCAAAGCGAAAGCAAUAUGACAUCAUCGUCGCUCCCCAUAGCUUGCUCGGCAUAGAGGAGGAAUUCUUACGCAAAGAGCACGUGGAGAACCUGUGGAAUCUCCUCAACCCUGACGGCGGUGUUCUGAUCCUUCUCGAGAAGGGACACCAGAAAGGAUUCGAAGCAAUUGCUGGAGCUCGUGAGAUGCUCCUGAAGCGUCUCAUCUCAAGUCCUGGCUCUACAGAAUAUACCAACUUCACUGAGUCGCCAAUUGAGGAUUCACAUAUCGAGAAGGAGCCCGGAAUGAUCGUCGCGCCCUGCACUAACCAUGAGAAAUGCCCUAUGUUCAGCGUCCCUGGCCAUUCCAAGGGUCGCAAAGAUUAUUGCCAUUUCCAGCAGAGAUAUAUCAGACCGUCAUUCCUCCAGCGCAUCUUAGGAGCCAAGGAUCGGAACCACGAAGACGUGAAGUUUAGUUAUAUCGCUGUACGGCGUGGCGUGGACUUACGUGAGACGAAGGGUAUCAUACAAGGCCCCGAGGCUACCGAAGCGGCCUUUGCUGGCUACGAAGAUCUACAUGAAACAGCUGUAGAAGAGAUGGAAGCAUCAAACGAAGCUGGUGGCUCCCAGGCUGAGGUAAGCGAACAGGCCAAGCCCGAGAACUUCCACACCUUGUCUCUUCCUCGUAUUGUGUAUCCUCCAAUGAAACGCCGCGGACAUGUUAUCUUUGAUUUCUGUACGCCCGCUGGAAAGAUUGAGCGCUGGACUGUUCCCCGCUCCUAUAGUCGUCGGGCAUACAAAGAUGCUCGCAAGUCAAGUUGGGGAGAUCUGUGGGCUCUUGGUGCGAAGACCCGCAUCCCAAGAAGCUUGAGAAUCGGUGAUAAGCACGGCGAAGGCAAGAAAGAACGUUUGGCCAGGCGGGCAGCUUUCAGGGCUGAAUUAGCCGAGGAGGGUGAACUUGAGCAGCAGGCCGAGGGUUCUGAUUGGCCCGAAGUGCUAAUCCCGCAAAGAAAGAAGGGUCAAACAAUUCCCAGUUGGAAAAAGCAUGCGGACAAGAAGAAGGUGAGACAGGCUUCGAAGAAGCAUGCCGCUGCGAAAGUAGCGCAGGAUGACUUUUUGGUUUGA
Aspergillus bombycis is the source of this 3177-nucleotide messenger RNA. RefSeq names its product tRNA methyltransferase RSM22. Bases 1 to 3177 code for a protein of 1058 amino acids. The transcript is spliced from 4 exons. Gene Ontology annotation, cellular component: mitochondrial small ribosomal subunit. Lineage: Eukaryota; Fungi; Ascomycota; Eurotiomycetes; Eurotiales; Aspergillaceae. Gene Ontology annotation, molecular function: structural constituent of ribosome; methyltransferase activity. The record is from RefSeq and is a predicted model, not a curated record. Gene Ontology annotation, biological process: translation.